GGUCCGGGCCGAGACCCGCAGCCGGGCCAAAGACGACAUCAAGAAGGUGAUGGCGGCCAUCGAGAAAGUGCGGAAAUGGGAGAAAAAGUGGGUGACUGUGGGUGACACGUCCCUUAGGAUAUUUAAGUGGGUUCCUGUGACGGACAGCAAGGAGAAAGAAAAGUCAAAAUCGAACAGUUCAGCAGCCCGGGAACCUAAUGGCUUUCCCUCUGAUGCCUCAGCCAAUUCCUCUCUCCUUCUUGAAUUCCAGGAUGAAAACAGCAACCAGAGUUCUGUGUCUGAUGUCUAUCAACUUAAGGUGGACAGCAGUACCAACUCGAGCCCCAGCCCCCAGCAGAGCGAGUCCCUGAGCCCAGCGCACACCUCUGACUUCCGCACAGAUGACUCCCAGCCUCCCACUCUGGGCCAGGAGAUCCUUGAGGAGCCGUCUCUGCCUGCCUCGGAGGUUGCUGAUGAACCUCCCACCCUCACAAAGGAAGAACCAGUUCCACUAGAGACACAGGUUGCUGAGGAAGAGGAAGACUCAGGUGCCCCACCCCUGAAACGCUUCUGUGUGGACCAACCUGCCGUGCCGCAGGCAGCAUCAGAAAGCUAGCACCACCCUGGCGCCCUUGGCCUCCUGGCCCCACACCUCUAUUUAUUGCAUUCUGGUUCUGGCUGUGCUGUGUUGCUGGGGUAAGGGCAAGCUCUGGGGUCCAGAGCCUGCACAUAGGAGCCUUCUGAGCUGGAAGGCUGACAUAGGGCUUGGGGUCGCAGCAUCAUCUUUCCAUUCCUGGCACCUUGUCUGCUUGCUCCUGAGAAGAGGAGCACUCAUGUCUUUUUUGCACCCCAAGUAGGCUGGAGCAUCAGCCACCCCAAGGUUCAUCUGUCACCUCCAGGUAGCAGUCUCUGCUCCAGAGCCUCUGGAUGGAGCUGCUGGCGCUUCUGCAAGAGGAAAGAGUUGUGGAAGGCAACCUCUAGAGAAGAGGGUGCCUAGGGCUACUUGAACUUGAAUGGAGACUGUAGAUUCACGGACUUUCCUAUAGGGCGAGGGGCCCUGUAGGCUGCUGUUGGAGAAUGCCUGAGUGGACUUUGGAAGGAAAGGGAAGGGCUUUUCUCUGCACGAGGGCAGAAAAGUCCAUAUAGAUUUCUUGCCGUCCUGACGCUUCUGCCCGUUCCUGAGGUUAUCCUGCCUCAUGGGCUUUCUAGCUGCUGACAGUCCUUUGUCCCCCACCAUAACCAUGCCCUUCCCCCAACACACACACGCAGCUUUCCUGUUUUCACCUGGACAUUUCAUUCCAGCAUCCCUUGCCCCCCACUACGGUCCCCAGCACCCCUGCCACAAACUGCCCCAGCAAGAAUUUAAGGUUCUGACAACAGUACCCAUCCCCACUGUACUCCUUCAGCUCAGACUUUCUAGAAAAGUUCCCUUUUCUUUGAAAUCUGCAUGUUUUGUUGAACUUUGUGAUUUUAUUUUUUGUUUCAAAAAAGUUUAAGAAAAUGGGCAACAGUGAGUGAAGACAUAUUUUAGCACUGAAUAGAAUAUUUUUAAAAUUAAACUAUUUGAAAUAUG
Messenger RNA from Vicugna pacos (alpaca), 1552 nucleotides. RefSeq names its product BAF chromatin remodeling complex subunit BCL7B (gene BCL7B). The record is from RefSeq and is a predicted model, not a curated record. Lineage: Eukaryota; Metazoa; Chordata; Mammalia; Artiodactyla; Camelidae.